AAUUUUCCUUCUUUUUGUGUUUUAUAAAUCAAAUUGAAAAUGGGUUCUUCUUCUUCUCUUCUUUUGUUCUUCUAUAUCAUAGCUAUUCAUUCAAUACGCUGCGUUUUGUGUUCUUCUAUUUGCUCUCAUGAAGCGGAUGUAUUCUUUAAAAAUCUUCACUUUCAAUGCUCUCCUUCAACCUCUCCAAUUCCCCCUCUCAAGGUGGAUGGAAACUUCCUGGACAGAGCAUUGACUUCCAAACAGAGAAUUGGUUACACUUCUGUGCUCUUAUAUGCUUCCUGGUGCCCAUUUUCACUCAGUAUGAGCCCAAAAUUUGACAUUCUCAGUUCCAUGUUUCCCCAAUUAGAGCAUCUGGCAGUUGAAGAGUCUUCAGCUUCACCAAGUAUAUUUUCAAGGUACGGAAUUCAUAGCUUGCCGUCAAUUUUAAUUGUCAACCAGACGUCAAGGGUACGAUAUCAUGGUCCAAAAGAUCUCCCCUCAAUUGUACAAUUUUAUCAGAAAGCAACAGGAUAUGAACCAGUUCAAUAUGUUACCGAAAACGAACCGGUUAUAUCAGGAGACCACAAUAAAUAUAUGAUACAGUUGUGGAAUGAAUCAUCCUCAAUGGAGAUAGUCAAACGGGAGCCCUACUUGGCAUUUGCUGUGUUGUUUCUCUGUUUAAGAGUACUUCUAUCCAUAUUCGCUGAAUUACUAUCUUGUCUCAAGGCUUUCAGGGUUUCAUAUGCACCACACUUGAACUUGGCAAUAUUUGGUGAGAGAAGUCAAUUGUUUGGACGAGCCCUUCACAUGGUUGAUGUGAGGAGAGUUUGGACCAAACUGAGGCUAUGCAAGAACAGGAAUUUUCAUCAAGGUGCAAAGAGUGCCCGUGUUUGGGCUACUUCACUGGCUUCUGUCUCUUUGGGAGAAUCUGCUUCUGGUAGAUCCUCAUCCUCAUCCUAGGUUAGAGUUUUAUGGAAGCUGUCGAUCAGGUAGUGUAUUACAAACUUCACUCUCAUGUUAAAAUAUUAAAUUAUAUUGAUAGUGUUGAUACCUAAAGCCGUUGAGCUUGUUUGAGUUGGGUUUUUUUGGGGGGAGGAGCAAACCAACUAGCAUGUAAAUCUGGGAACAGCUUUAUUAUUUGGAGGAACAUCUUUACUUAGCACAUUAGUGGAAUGUAAGGGUAACUUUUUUUUUCUUUCUCUGAAUCUCUCCUAAUUGUUGUAGAUAUGGAUAUUUUCCCAUUCAGAAC
Molecule: messenger RNA, 1228 nt
Organism: Durio zibethinus
Lineage: Eukaryota; Viridiplantae; Streptophyta; Magnoliopsida; Malvales; Malvaceae
Source: RefSeq, a predicted model, not a curated record